GUUUAGUAAAAUUAUCGUCGCGACGUAGUGUGACAUUCAUGGAGUGGUGAUGAAUGGAGAGUCGAAUCUGGGAAGGAAGUGGUUGUGGAGGGGCCGAAUCUGGGAAGAGGUGGCGUGAAAUGUGCCUUUCUUUAUUAGCGUUGUCCUUUCUCAGCGAAACAACGCGACGUUCUCACCGGUAGCCGCCACCUUCCUUAUACUUCAAUCUCAAAUCCCCCCGCCGCCCGUCACCCGUCCCCGAACCCGCUUUUCGGUCGCCGGUCCAAUCACCCUUACCCUCACGCGGACAGUGCACCGUUCAUAAGUCACUUCUGUAUACAUCGGUCAACUUUCAACCCGUGUCUCUUCCACCCAUCCGAUAAUCUUCAUGUGUAAAAGGCCUUCCAAUCCAUAGAAGAUAAUACCCAUCGAGGCUGCCAAGCGACAAGUGCAGCAAGCUCUGCGACGAUCUUGACGCCGCCUUUUCCCACGCUCAUUUGAUCACAUUUACAGUGAACAUCGACUGCUGCCAUGGCUGACACAACAAAAUAUGGUAACGCGGUCGAAUUUGAUGUCGACCUGCACUCUAUCUAUGCUGCAUAUAUAGGUCUUUUCGAAUCGACAAAUACUGAUUGGUGGGAGAAGUCAUGGGGAGGGUACUUUGUGUCUUUUAACGAAUUCCUGGGAUUUGGCUGGGAAGUGAUGGUUGUCGUAGAUAGUGAAACGGGUAAGCCUCAUGUGGCUGUGAGGAGGGAGCAGAUUGCACUGUUCGCCAGGAUGAUUCGGACUCGCUUUGGCGAGUCACUCUCCAAAGACCCACCGACAACCUUGCCUCUCAACCCCGUUCCGACUCGCAACCUAGCCCUUCGCCGUCUCGUCACCGUUCGAGAUCUCAGCGGCUACCGCAAACUUGCAGCUUCACUUCCGGCGGCUGAGCUGUCCUAUCUUCGUUCACGGGUACGCUCCGGCGAAGCUACAGUCAUAGAACAACUCUUCUACGCAGGCGGGUCCAGUGGAGAAAGAGAAACAGGAGGUGUGGGCGUCCGCGACAAUGGUGUAGGGUAUACAUUUGCAUGUGUCAAGACAAAUUGGUGGGAGAAAGGGGGUCCGCCAUAUGGAUUGAUACCUGGGCAAGGCCGUACACACUCUGGAAGCACAGGACAGGGAAGUAACAAGGGGCUCGUAUUGGAGAUUGGGCUUGCAGUGUUGAGAUGCGCAAAUCUUCGGGCGCUGGGCGUCUGGCCGCCGGUCCCAGCUGAUAAUUACCGCAAAUCGCAUUAUGUCGUCGAAGAAUGGGUCGACAAGCGUGCGAAUCACAACCCACCAACGUUUCCAAGGGCUUAUGCCUUCGGUCAGAGCGAGUUUGUGGCCGAGAAAAGGGUAGAGACUAUCUUAGAUGCGACUCUCAACGCUCUUGCUUCGCAGGAGAAUGACGGCCACGCCAAUGCCCUUAUCUUGUUGACAGUCGGUGAACCGGUUCCUCUUCCGUUGCCCAGCUCUUCGACCUUACCCAACAACGUUUUGCAAUUUGAUGUCCUUGCUCUCGAAUACAAUUUUUUGCGGCGAGCACAGGCUCAAGGAAUACCUGGCACUCCAGAUAGACAACAACCUCUCACAUCCCUCGCCUCUCUUUUACAAACCCUUCAAAUUCCUGUCCAACCUUUUGCGCCUAUCGGCAACGCUGGCAAUGACGCGUACUACACUCUUCUCGCGUUUCAAAAGCUUGUGAUGGGUGAAACACGUCUUCCAGACAUCCUCUUCAGCCAGCCAGGUCCCUAUGCGUCGAUGCAAUUCCCACUGUCUCCCCGCAGCUCGGUUGCCUUACCCUUUCCCCAGUAUCCUGCUGUGGCUCUGCCUGUUCCUGUCAUGCCCGCUGCUGCAGGUGAUUCUCGUCGAAGUUCGACUUCAUCAAACCGCCCAGGAUCAGGAUUUGUACAACCCUCUUUACCUCCAUCCUCGUCCGAUCGCACCCAAGGAGGCCGAUAUGCUAGUGAAACUUCGACCCGACGACGCCCUAUUUCCAUUGGUGAUCCUCUCAAUAUAUACACGGAUUCUUCUAACCGUACUUCUAGCGAUCUGAGAACGCCUAACGGGUUAGCGCAAGACGGCAAUUCAGGUAUUGGCUCGCAACGAGGGAAGCGAAUGUCAGUCGUGCGAUCUCAGACUGUCUUCUGGGACGAUGCAGCCUACGCAGACUCAAAUUCUGUUCGAGGCGCGGAGCUCAAGACUCCGUUGCCUAACGGGUUGACCGGGGAGUCGACAUCGUAUGUGCAAGAACAACGAUCUAGAGCGCGAGAGGGACCGCCAUUAUCAAGGAGUGCAGGUAAAAGCACAUGGCUGGGUAGUCAAGGGAGGAGUAUUUCAUAUGAUGUUGCAGGCUCUGCCGGUGGAAUGAGUGGUACAUCUAGUGCCGCCAAUUCACCAAUUGACAAACCGUCGGGAUCCUUGUCGAACAUCAACCUACCACAUACCGGCAUGAAACCGUCUGGACUUUCGAGUACCAGCUUACAGAGGGAUACGAAUGAGGGUGCCUACUCGUCUGGAACAGGUAGCACUGGCAAUACCAAACCCAGUCCGGGCUCAAGCGGGGAAGUUCAAGGUAUGGGGCAUCGAGUAAGAUACAGUACGGGUUCAAUCCAAGCUGUAGAUGAGGUAAAGAAUGGAGCGAAGAAUGGGAAAGAGAAAAAGAAGGGCAAGGGUCCGAAAGAUUUGGCUGGCGCGAUUGCCAAAUUUUGGAUUGGCUAGACAAGCGUCACCAAAGAGUUUGAUUACGACUAAUACCAUAGGACAAUUUUAUAUUUACAAGUAACAAUACUGUGUACGCGAACCACGUUCUGUAACAUACUAUCACCGUACUUCAUGCAUUAUUAUGAAGUU
Messenger RNA from Cryptococcus deneoformans JEC21, 2856 nucleotides. RefSeq names its product expressed protein. The transcript has 8 exons. The coding region runs from base 511 to 2724 and encodes 737 amino acids. Gene Ontology annotation, cellular component: nucleus. Lineage: Eukaryota; Fungi; Basidiomycota; Tremellomycetes; Tremellales; Cryptococcaceae. The record is from RefSeq and is a predicted model, not a curated record.